Molecule: messenger RNA, 7675 nt
Organism: Drosophila pseudoobscura
Lineage: Eukaryota; Metazoa; Arthropoda; Insecta; Diptera; Drosophilidae
Product: titin
Exons: 10
Coding region: 340-7419 (2359 amino acids)
Biological process (GO): transcription by RNA polymerase III
Cellular component (GO): transcription factor TFIIIC complex
Molecular function (GO): protein binding
Source: RefSeq, a predicted model, not a curated record
AAAUGAGACGGUAUAUUUAUGAGGGUCAGACCGUGUUUGCAGCAUGCUGCACACUGCAUGCUUGAGUUUUCGUGUCUAUUUUCCUUUAAAAGUUGAAUAAUUUCGUCAGAACGUGAACAAUUGUUGAAUUAAAAGCGUUAUCGUAAAGUCUGUUCUGUGCACCAAAAGCUAUCGCAUUUUGGCCAAGUUCAAGUGGCGGAUGUGCCUAAACGGCGGCAGAAACUAUUCAGGGAUAGGCGUGCACAUGCCGUUGGUGUAAGAACUCAGUGUUGUUGCGAAAAUUACACCUAAACAGCCAGUUGCAAAGUACAUAGCAGUGUCCUGAGUGAAUUCGUGAAAAUGAAUGAUCCGGGAUUGGGUCCACCGCCGAAAAUGGCCGAUCCUAACCAUGCAAGUCCCAGCAGCAAAGUUCUGUCGCUGCCGACGCCUCCGUCGCAGUCGCCAGCUGUGGGAAGUGCAACUCUGCCCAAACGCAUUAUCAAAAGAAUACCUUUGGAUUUCAACAAACUUCAGCAGUCCGGCUUGGACAUAAAGCUGGCGGAAGCCUUGCGAAAGCAAACCACAUCCGCAAUGCCCACAUCGAUCCCUUUUUCAGCUCCUGCUACCGCUACUGCUGCUUCUACUGUUGCAACAACAUCAACUGCGCAGUCAACAGGGGCGAAGCCCACUGCCGUCGCUGCAGUCGCAGCCGCCUCAAUUGAACAAAAGCAAAAAUCAGCUCCACCAGCUAAAAAAAGGCGAUCCAACAUCUCGAAUUACAUUGAAAAAGUGAUACCCGAACAAAUUGUGGCCGAACGGACGCAGCAUGUCAAGACCCUGAUCAAGAACCGGAUUCUGAACAAGGGCAAGUCGACGAUCACGACCACGACCACGCUGAACCAUCCAAAGACAUCAACAGGCACAAUGACGGCACCAAAGGUGUCACCAUCCUCUGCCCUGGGGUCAGGGAUGUCGUCAAGUGUCUUUGUGUCGCCCAUAGCCAAGGCGAAUGUGACAGCACGGUCGAAGCAGCCGCCGCUGCUUCUGAAUUUGGUCAAUCAGUUGCCCAAGCAUCGAGCCAUGUGCGUGCCCAGCAUGCAACAGCUGAGCAGGCAGCAGGAACCACAGGAACCUCAGGAACCACAGCCACAGCCGCAGUGGCAGGCGCCACUGAUCCACAAGGCCCCAUCGCCACCGCUGAUUGUGUUGGAGAACAAGGUGCUGACGCCCGAGGAGAAGAUCGAUUUGAGUGAUCUGCGCCUGCCUAGCGCUGCUGCACAGGGCAGACCUCAGGGGAGGCCAGUGCCAGAGAUGGCCCGACGGGCGCAGGCCUAUCCCAGUCCCAGCUCAUCCAAGGCCGCCAAGACCAAGGUGAUUCUGAGUGCCAACAAGCUGAAGGUGUCGCGGGAGAAGCUCGCCGAGAUGGCCAAAGAGAUACACAACCAGGUUAAGCAGGUGGAAAAGCCACCAGUUCCUGACAAAGUGUCCCCAAGUAAAGUGCCCGAAACCCCAGAUGAAGUUAGUCCUAUUCUUGUCAGUUUAUCACCGUCCCCAUCUCCACUCUCUGUGCCGUCACCGCCUCAUAGUCCUGCUCCAGCUCCGGCUCCAAAAUUACUCUCUGCUGUGGAUUUUAUAACCCAACUGGCCGCCGAAAAUCCGAUGGGUGAGGGCAGCUUCACAGAACUGUCGCUAGAAGAGCAAGUGCUGAAUGCUCUCUUCGACUCCAGAGGUUGCAGCAGACGGCCCUCUGUCGAGGAGAAGCCACCAGAAUCGCCGGUGCAGAAGAGCCAGGACACCAGAGAGCCCGAGGAAGAGUUGCCGAUUGGAAAGAUUUUGAAGCUGGAGGAAAUGGACAUACUGCACGCCACAUUGGAUGUGAAUGAGGAUAGGGAGAGUGUCCUGCGGUUCAGUCCGAAUGCGAUAAAGCUGCAGAAUAGCGCGGUGGCACGCAGGGACCCACCAGAAGCCAACAUGAGGCUCAUUUUAAAGCAGCCAAAUCUGGUCCAGCCGAGUUUAGCUCCUAGUAAUGUCUCCAAAGAUGGGGCCGCAAUGGCAGUGGAAACAAACAAAGAAAUGUCCCAAGACGCAGCAGGAAUGGCAGAGAAAACAGUCAGUCAACUGGCCAAAGAUGUAGCGGGAACGGCGGAGAAAACAGCCAGUCAACUGCCCAAAGAUGUAGCGGGAGUGGCGGAGAAAACAGCCAGGGAAAUGUCCAAAGAUGAAGCUGGAAUGACGGAGAAAACAGUCAGGGAAAUGUCCAAAGAUGUAGCGGGAAUGGCAGGGAAAACAGCCAGGGAAAUGUCCAAAGAUGAAGCUGGAAUGACGGAGAAAACCGCCAGGGAAAUGUCCAAAGAUGAAGCAGGAAUAUCGGCAACAGAAGCCAGCAGUGUACCUCAACUCCAGUCAAGCCCAGCUCCAGAGGCAGCCGCCAGCAAGGAAAGGGAGGACAAGCCGCCACUACCACCGGCCAAGCGGGUGCCAAGGUUUAAAAAGGGAAAAGUUAAUUUAGUCCAACGCUCGAAGCGAGCCAAUCUACCCAAACCAAAAGAGGCUCUGCCUGACAAGGAGGUGGAGAAGGAGGAGGAGGAACCCACAAUAGAUCAGAGUUUACUCGAGGACAGGCGAGAAGUCGAGGUAAUUAAACAAGCGGAUGAUAGCAUAACAGGUAAAGAGAAAGUAAACGUUCAUUUAUCUAUUGCUAAAAACAAUCUGCAGGCCCAUGCAGAUGACGGGGAGGGGGAGAGUGUAGCCAGGGAAGCAAACAAAGAAGAACAGUCCAAGAAAUCAGAUCCCGAACAGAUACUAGUCAUCAAAGGACCGGAGGAGCUGGAAGCACGAGAGGACUCGGCACCAAAACCCUCAACAGAACGUGAUCUCAACCAGCUCUAUCAUCCACCAAAAAUGCCAAAGAAUAAAGAACAAAGAACAAGUAAACCGAACAACAACGAAGAUCAACCAGAACCUGCCGCAACGAGCAGCAGCAAUGUGUCCCUCCUGUUGGAUGUCCUCAAUCAGGAGCCACCGGCAGCACAGGGUGAAGCCCUGCUACCAUUUCGCAAGCAGCCCCAGUCCCAGUCCCUGUCUGAGACCCCAUCCCAGUCCAGUGAGUCCACUGGAAUCCAGAAUUUAGUGAGCCAUUUGUCGGCAGAGAAGAUCAUGCCGCAGAUCAAGAGAGUUUCACCCAACCCUACUCCCAGUUCCAACCAGCCAGUACCCCGCAAGAAACUAGUUAAGACACGACCUGUACUCAACAAAAGACCACCACGUUUCGGUUCCAUGGGAUCUGGACACCCGAUCAGUGUUAGCGGAGAAGUAGGAGGAGCAGGAGCAGCAGCAGGACGCAUCGCCACUUCCAGCACCAGCGAUGAUGAUGGAUCCGUGUUCCUGGGCUUUGACAACAAAGAGGAGUCUCAAACUGUCGAAGAUGCCGUCCUCCAGCAUGUCAAACAAAUGCCGUUCAACGAAACGGAUAUCAGUGAUGAUGCCACGCCAGACUACGACGAGACAGAGGAGGAACAACAGGAGACCCACAAGAAAUCAUCCAAUGAAGGCACCAAGGACUUAAGCGAAACAGAAGCCUCGGACAGUAGGUCCAAUGCUAGCCCGAUGCACUUUGAAACACUUCCUUCAACGGACGUGGUGGAAGCAUGCAAAGAAGAUGCCCCAAAAUGUGAAGCUGCACCGGAAAUGUGUACGAAACAAGACAUGAAUGUGCCACCUGAUCCCCAGAUACAAUCGGAUGCCAUUACCCCUGCAAAUGAAGGCUCAUCGGAGACACCAAUCAUCGAAGAAAGUCCAGAAAUAACUGCAUUUGCAGAAGGAAGUAAAAGCGAAAAGGAACAAGAUUCCAGUGAAUCAAAAACCAACCAGAUGGAACCAGACUUCCAGGAGACUGCAACAAUAGAGGAUGAACCACCGUCGGUGGAGGCGAAAGGCAAGCUUAAGCCACGAGGCAGACCAAAAAAGGCAACCACUUCAUCACCAGCCAUGGCUACGACUAAGGCUAAUUGUACAGAAAAGCCCGAGAACACUACCUCAGAUGUAACCAAUGAAGCAGCCACAUCGGCCAGUGCCAAAAGAAAGCGCGCAUCUAGAAGUCAUUCCCCCCAGUCGGUCGAGCCCAAUGAUGCGGCAGAGCCCCCACAGUCGGUGGCAGAUGGCACGCCAUCAGUGAGCUCCAAUCGGAAGCGACAAUCGAGGCUCAGUUCCCCCACAGCAACGCCCAAAGUGCCGGCCAAGAGAGGCAGGAAAAGUCUAGCUGCUGUGGCUGAAGCAGCUCGAACAACGACGCCAACGCCUGAGACUCGAGGUAAAUUGCAGGAGGAGGAGAAGGACAAGGCCGUAGAGGCAACGCCAGCGAGGAAAAGAGGUCGACCCAAGCAAGCCACGAAAUUGGAUUCCGAGGAGCAGGAUGUGGCAAGCAAUGGGGAGGCCACACCAAACACAAAAGAUGCCUUCCCAAUGCGCCUGUUGCUCAUCCGCAAGCGAGAACAGCUGGGCACCAACGAAGAACUCCAUCAGGAGAGCCAAGGAAAGGGACCCCUCCAGUGUGGCCUGUGCCUGUUCCGCACCACCAAAGCCCAGUGGCACACACAUCUGAGGCAGCACUACGGUGUGGGUUGGGUCCUCACUGAAGAAGAGCCGCAGCAGCGGACUCUUUCGCGACAAGAUGUUCUGAAAAUGAUGAAAGGCCACCUCAAAGAUGGCCACUCCACGUACUUAGUCUGUCGCCUCUGUGAUCGCCAGCUGGGCUCUGGCCUGGGCAUGUUGACGCACCUGGAAGCCUGUGGGGACAAAGAUCGCCCGCAGUGCCAGUACUGUAAGCGCAGCUACACGAAGCUCUAUCUCCGCAGCCAUGAGCCAUCCUGUCGACAACGUCCCAAUGCCCAGCAGAAGCAGGAGAACGAGGAUAGACCAGAGGCAGAGGCAGACACCACAGCUGCCGUAGCAAGCGAAAGCAAGCCAAAAUCCGAUAGUCCAUCGCCCUUCUGUAAUGCAGAUUGGAUUAAGCGUCUGAUGCUCAUCCGCAAGCGGGAACAGCUGGACUCCAACGAAGAGCUCCAUGAAAAGGGCGAAGAGAAGGGACCCCUCCAGUGUGGCCUGUGCCUGGCCCACACCACCAAGGACCAGUGGCACACGCAUCUGAGGAAGCACUACGGCGUGGGCUGGCAGACAGGAAAAGAGCCACAGACCCUCACCCGCCAAAGUGUGCUCGGGAUGAUGAUUGCUUUCCUCAAGCAAGGCCAUGCGAAGCAUUUGGAGUGUCGCAUGUGCGGCCGCCAGUUGGGCUCCGGCCUGGGCAUGUUGAUGCAUCUGGAGACGUGUGGCAGCAACGAUCGGCUGGAGUGCCAGCACUGCAAGCGCAGCUACACGCGGCUCUAUCAUCCCGCGCAUGAGAAAACCUGUAGGAAGCGGCCUGGCAUCCAGCAGAAGGACGAGCCAGCAGCCGCAGCCGCAGCCGGAGCAGAAGCCACUGGCCCGGUAUACACGAAUGCUGGCUAUGCCAAGCGCAAGUCCACCAUCAGAGCCGAAAACAAGUUGAAGAAAAUUGAGGCCGAACUGAAAACCCAAGAAACGAAUGACAAUCCGAAAGGCGAUUUUGAAGGCGAUUCAUCCGACUACGACAUGAACAAAGACAAAGAGUCCUCGGAGGAAUACGAUACAGAAGCGGUCGAUUCCAAUGAGGAUGCUGCACAGACAGAGGACGAUGUCAGCGCCAGUGAUACGCGCAAAUCGAAGCUGAUUAAACGCACCAAGCGAACGAAGACGGACGGUGGGAAUAGCAUGCGGAGUAACAAGCUAACGGGAGGAGCUAAUUGUCAGCCAUUGUUCUCCCGCUAUGCCAAGCUGAAGGAAAAGGUGGAACAAAAGUGGAAUCAAUUCACCGAUAAAAACUAUGCUGCAGAGGCCUUGUAUCCACAGCUGACACCAGGCUAUGUUAAACUCUCGCCGGAAGAGGCCAUCAAACUAUUGCCUGCCAAGGAUAACCGAUCCAUGCGCUAUUCAUACGGUAAUGCUGCAAAUGCAGACGAUUGGCGACAGCUGGAACCGCUAGAGAGCUUCCAGACAGCCGAUGAGCAUAUUGGCUAUUUGGGAGCACCCGUCAAACAACUUGCCUGGGCACCCCUGCCGCCGACGGUCGCCGAGCAGUAUUUGCUGUGCUCCCUCCGCAAAGAGAUGCUGGAGCAUGCGAAGCACAAGCCGGAGGCGCCGGAGAAUGACGUGUUAAUGCUGCUCAAGUGUCAGCUGUCGGAAAGCGAGGAGCGGCGAGGCGUGUGGCCCCUGGAAACACGCCUGCACUAUGCGAUACGUGUGCCCAGUGGGCCCGUUCAUAGCUUUGCAUUUAUGCCCAGCGGCGGGUAUGAUAAGUCGGCCAAUCGUUUGGGUCUGCUGGCGGUGGCUAGUACUCAGAGCGAUGUGAAUAUCUAUUCCCUGCCCCUGAACCUGGAAGAUGAGGCAAAGGGGCAUGUGGUUAUUGAAUUGCAGCCAUCGCUGACCCUCACCUUGGAUGUGAAUAAUCCUGUUACGGAUCUGUGCACUAAAAUCUGUUGGUCUGAGGCCUCUGGUCACAAUUUCCUGGCGACUGGCUAUUUCAGAGGCAACGUUGCCUUCUGGGAUAUUUCUGAUGAGGAGGGCAUCAAUUGCUUCAAACGGAACGGUCACAUACAUUUUGUGCCUUUGCAUUAUUUCUACUUUGGCGAACACAAUAUACAAACUGUGGAGCUUCACUACGAUACAAAUGGACCUCGUUGGCUGGCCAUUGGCUCUUCAACGCGUAAAUUAUGGAUCUAUGAUAUCAUCAACUGGACGCAGCCGCUGCCCCUGAACGAAGACUCCAUCGCCAAUCUGUAUCUGGCCAACGUUAGCUGGCCACCCAUCUGGGAAACGCUGGUCGUUGGCUGCAGUGAUGUCCAGCGACGCUUCUACUCCCGCUUGAUAACGCUCAGUCCAACGGGCAUCUUGUUUAACAAUAAAACCGUCGACUACACGGUUAGCUCUGCGCGAGCCAUGCACUUCAAUGUGCGUGAGAAUGUACUAGUGGUGGGCACCGACAACGGCGAUUUGGUGUUUCUCAAUACCCGAGAGCUCAACGCGGAGCCCAUACUGCUGAAGAUGACGAGCAAAUGUCGUGCCGUGUCCAGCAGCAAUCUGUGCAACCUGAACACGGAAUCGACCCCUGCUCCGGAUAAACCAAUAACUACCGAGGACUUUCUACAGGAUUUUGGCUUGAACGUCAAGCCGUUGGCUGGGGUGGGCAAAUCGCAGAAAAAUGCCUACAUCGAUCCGAAGCGACUGCCCAAACCCUACGAGCUUUUGGCCAUGACGCGUUUGAACACGGUUCGCUGCAAUUGGAACAGCCCCGCCCGCAGUUGGGUCGCCGUUGGGGCCGAGCACGGUCUACUGCGGAUCGUUCAUUUCGAUCGCGAUAAGUUCUUUUAGCGGCACAUCCUAGGGUACAUAAUAUCUCCUAUGUAUAAUAGACAGAGAUCUGAGAGUAUAUUACUUUCUGAUUGAUUUGUUUAGCUAGUUUUACAAUGCACUCGAUGGAUAAUCAUAGUUGUAAUUUAAUUAUAGCUCUUGUUAAAUUGUAUAUUUCCUAUAUAUUUUAUAUGGAUUAGAUAUUUAUACCUUUAACCUGCUUGGCAAAACUAAUUAUAAAAUAAAUAUAUUUUUUACAAUAUUUAUAACCCAUUAA